UUUAAUUAAUAAUGAGCUUAACAUUAGUAUCCUUCAAUAUUUGCCCAUAUGUUUUAAGAGUGGUUGCUGCUUUAAACCAUUUAAAGAUUCCAUAUGAAAUAAAAUAUAUUGAUUUGGAAAAUAAACCUGAUUGGUUUGUUAAGGCUAGUCCAUUAGAAAAAGUGCCAAUUCUUUUUGUUGGUGAGACUGUCCUUUUUGAAUCAUUGGUUAUUUUAGAUUAUAUUAAUACACUUGCUCCAUAAUCAUUACUUCCAAAUGAUAAUUUAUAAAGAGCAUUAAAUAGAGCUAGAGCAGAAUUUUCUGGAGAAAUUAUUGGUACAUUCUGGAGUGUAUUUUCAGCUAAAACCGAAGAUGUAUAAUAUUAAUAUAAUAUUUUUAGUCUUUUAAAAAUAGUUUAAAUGAUUUGAAAUGGUAUUUUGAGAAAUUAGAAGGUUGGUUGUAAUAAUCUAAAUUCAUUUUCAGCAAUGAAUUAACUUUAGCUGAUUUUGCUUAUGCUCCAAUAUUCACAUUAUUAAGUGCACUUAAACCACUUUUAAAAUUCAAUCCAUUUGAAGGAUUUCCAAGAUUACAAGAAUAUUAUGAAAAUAUUUUAUCCAUUCCAGGAGUUUAAUAAAGCAAAGUUGAGAAUUAUGAUUAACUUAUUUAAGAAAGAAUCACAAAAGGUGCACCUUUCUUUUUGACAUUAUGAUUUAUAUAAAUAGAUAUAUUCCAAAUCAUUAAUU
This is a messenger RNA of Paramecium sonneborni, 722 nucleotides long. The record is from the annotation of a GenBank genome assembly. NCBI's taxonomy places the organism in Eukaryota, Ciliophora, Oligohymenophorea, Peniculida, Parameciidae.